GGCGCCUCUUUUUGCUCUUGACCAUCACCAGCGCGCGUCGUCUCCUUGUCCUUAUCCUGCUUUCAUCUGUAAAACCUCUCUUCAAACCGACGUCUCCGACACAAAAUGAGCGCCAACGACAACGAGGAACUCAUCGACUACGAGGACGAGCAGGACGUCGUCACCAACGGUGUUGCUGUGACAGGCGCUGCUGCUGCUACUGCAGGCGCAGUAGCCGAUGGCGAGGGCAAGGAGGAGAAGAAAAACUUCUCUGGAAUCCAUUCCACCGGCUUCAGGGACUUCUUGUUGAAACCCGAACUUCUGCGAGCUAUUAGCGACCUUGGUUUUGAACAUCCCUCAGAAGUUCAACAAGAAUGUAUCCCUCAGGCUGUACUUGGAAUGGAUGUCCUUUGCCAGGCCAAGUCUGGCCACGGCAAGACUGCCGUCUUCGUCUUGGCAACAUUGCAGCAACUUGAGCCCGUCAACGGCGAAGUUUCUGUCAUUGUUCUUUGCCACACCCGAGAACUGGCCUUCCAGAUCAAGAACGAGUACACUCGAUUCGCGAAGUACAUGCCCGAUGUACGCGUCAGCACCUUCUACGGAGGUAUUCCCAUCGCCAAGGACGCCGAAAUUCUGCGAGACAAGACCAAGUGUCCCCACAUUGUGGUCGCCACGCCAGGACGUCUGAAUGCCCUGGUUAGAGACAAGAUUUUGGACGCGAAACACGUGAAGCACUUUGUUCUCGACGAGUGCGACAAAAUGCUCGAACAACUUGACAUGCGCCGCGACGUGCAAGAAAUCUUUCGCGCUACGCCCCACCACAAGCAAGUUAUGAUGUUCAGCGCCACACUCGCGAAGGACAUCCGGGUCACUUGCAAGAAGUUCAUGGCAAACCCCCUCGAAAUCUUCGUGGAUGACGAGACAAAAUUGACGCUGCACGGUCUACAGCAGCACUAUGUGAAGCUGGAGGAAGUACAGAAGAAUAGGAAGUUGAAUGAGCUGCUGGAUACGCUGGAGUUCAACCAGGUCGUCAUCUUUGUCAAGUCCGUUGCGCGGUGCAUUGAGCUGGACAAAUUACUCGUCUCUUGUAAUUUCCCCAGUAUAAGCAUUCACUCAGGGCUCGCCCAGGAGGAACGUAUCAACCGCUACACGUCCUUCAAGGCUUUUGAGAAACGUAUCUUAGUUGCCACGGAUAUUUUUGGUCGUGGAAUCGAUGUGGAGCGGGUUAAUAUUGUGAUCAACUAUGAUUGCCCUCCGGAUGCCGACAGCUACCUGCAUCGUGUCGGUCGCGCUGGGCGAUUCGGCACCAAGGGUCUCGCUAUCACAUUCCUCUCGUCUGAGGCGGACCAGCAGGUCAUGGCAGCUGUGCAGUCAAGAUUCGAGGUGGCAGUGCCUGAGCUGCCUGACCACAUUGAUCCGGCCAGCUACAUGACUUCUUGAUUGUAUCUUUUUCCCCGCCGUUACUGGUCUUCGUAUACUGGUCCCGUACAAUGUUGUCUUUCCCAACUCUCCUCUCCUCUUUUCUAUCGCGUCUCCCUGUAAUCGUACUACUCUGCCAAUGUCACUGAAGCCGCCGUCGGCUCUUUGUGUAAUCGCGACGUUGCGGCGAGAGGGCCGCGGAAGCUGAAAUGCG
Gloeophyllum trabeum ATCC 11539 is the source of this 1612-nucleotide messenger RNA. Its product is annotated as P-loop containing nucleoside triphosphate hydrolase protein. Gene Ontology annotation, biological process: mRNA splicing, via spliceosome; mRNA export from nucleus. Gene Ontology annotation, molecular function: ATP binding; RNA helicase activity; RNA binding. Bases 106 to 1419 code for a protein of 437 amino acids. Lineage: Eukaryota; Fungi; Basidiomycota; Agaricomycetes; Gloeophyllales; Gloeophyllaceae. The transcript is spliced from 9 exons. The record is from RefSeq and is a predicted model, not a curated record.